Messenger RNA from Aureobasidium vineae, 255 nucleotides. The record is from the annotation of a GenBank genome assembly. Lineage: Eukaryota; Fungi; Ascomycota; Dothideomycetes; Dothideales; Saccotheciaceae.
AUGCCUGCUGAGAUAUAUCCCGGCACCAAUCCCUUGAGAGCACAAUUAUUGCUACCCUAUCGCGAGUUCCAUCGCCGGAUUACGUACUUUGAGCUCNNUAGAAACGGCUUCAAACCACGUAAGGAGAACUACAUCGCUCGUUCCUCCAUCAUCAUUUUACGUAGUUUGAGGUCGCUGGUUGACUCGAAACUACGUAAGAGGUACCAGUCCAUCCCUGUAACUGCUCACCGAUUCGAGAAUCGUACAUCCAUCUAG